This is a messenger RNA of Diachasmimorpha longicaudata, 1027 nucleotides long. Its product is annotated as BLOC-1-related complex subunit 8 homolog. Gene Ontology annotation, cellular component: BORC complex. The transcript has 2 exons. Lineage: Eukaryota; Metazoa; Arthropoda; Insecta; Hymenoptera; Braconidae. Bases 135 to 677 code for a protein of 180 amino acids. The record is from RefSeq and is a predicted model, not a curated record.
UAUUGAAAUUUAUCAAUUGCUAAGGGCAGACGUAUUUUACCGACUGAAGAACAAAUGUGACGAUAACAUUUGACCUGGAUUGCCUCUAUUGCCGUCGAAAUUUUUACAAAAUAAAAUUUUUUGUUGAUAAUUAGAUGUUAGCAAUGUCAGCUAAAGUUUAUCAAACCGAUCAUGAGUUGGAGACGCGGGUGAAAAAAGCAACUGAAAGGGUAUCUGAGAACAUGCAUAUAGUUGCUAACGAGCCAUCGUUAGCAUUCUAUCGGUUACAGGAACACGUUAGAAAAGCAUUACCCCCCAUGGUGGAAAAACGUGUCGAGGUACUUGCACUUCAACGACAAUUGCAAGGGCGUUGUUACGACGUUGAAUAUGCUGUCAGCGCUGUAAAAACAAUGCAAGAUGCUGAAAAAAGUUUUGGUAAUACGAUAGAAUUCAUCAAGAACGCCAUACACUUCAAGCAGCAGUUGAAAUUUGAGGAGCAGAGGAGAAAUAAAAAGGAUGGACAGAGGGAUUCUAUGUACAAGAGAUUGUCUGCACACAUUCCUACACUCGAUCAACUACCCCACUUUUCCGAUGAAAUAUCGGAUGUUGUUAGAGAGACUGCAAACCGUGUGGAAUCACUGGUGAAUCAUGCCAGGCAUUCCAAUGAACUACAGAGAGCUAAUACUACGCACAAUUAACAUUAAGUCAAUUAUUUUGAUGUGCAUAUUUGUUUUUUGUGAAAAUAACCGAUAAUGGAGGGAAAACCAUGGGACUAUCAGAUUCCGUGUAACAUUAUGCAUGAGAAAUGGCUUUAAAAAUUAGUUCACAUGUUACGAUGAGGCGAUCGGAGAUUUACUUCAUUGUUUUUAAAAACUCCAAAGAAUUUAUUUAUAGACAAUCAUCCAUGUCUCGACUGUUUUUAUUUCUCUCUGAUGAGGUCGUGAAUACCUUGAAUUUUUUCAAUGCAGACAGUAAUUAGCAGGUGAUUCAACAAGUAUUUUAUUGUAGUAUAAUAAAUUAAUAGCGAAUAAAUCGAAAUAUUAUAUUA